UAAUCCAGUUUGAGAGAAACGUCAAAACAUCUUGUAUGUAUCUUGUCAUCCAUCAAAGGUUUUUGUACUGUCUACUGUCUAUGACUUAUUUUAACAAAAUCUUAUGACGGAGUGAUGGGAAAAAAUCUAGACCAAACAAUAAAAAGUAACAACAUUUUCUCAGCUCAUUAAUGAAGAUGAAUCAUAAUUAUCCAGUGCGUUGCCUGCAGUCGUAAUGUACACCUUGACUUUCUGCCAAAGAUGGUUGUGAAAUAGUUGUAUCUGUAUCCUGUAAGUAGAAAUAACAAUUCAGACAGUAAUCAGAAACAAUUAAUAAUUAAUGCCAUGGGCAUUUGUUCAAGAAGAAACGUUUUCCUUUCAAUAUGCUUUUUGCAAAUGGUAGCUGUGGUGGAAAGACAGGUGUUUGAUUUCCUGGGUUUUCUGUGGAUUCCAAUAUUAGUCAACUUCUUUGAAAUAAUAUUUAUCAUAUUUGGUUUUUUUGGUGCUUACCAAUACCGCCCAAAAUACAUCAUAGCAUAUUUAUUAUGGCACCUUUUCUGGAUUGGCUGGAACAUUUUUAUGAUAUGUUUAUACCUAAAUGUUGCUGGAUUAGACCAUGAGAAAAACAAAGUGCUCAAAUUAGAUUUAAGCAGUGAUAGCUGGUGGAAAAAGGGUGGACCAGGAUGUAGAGUUAAAAAUGUAGAUUCUGAAGAAUAUGAGGGAUGUUUAAUCAAUUAUGUACAUGUGGAAAUAGUCCAAGCUGGUAUUCAAUGUUUUUUAACUGUUUUUAACAGCAUCAUUGGAAUAUGUCUUAGUCGUAUGUUCAUGGAAGAAGAUGAUACCUCGUCAUGUAAGUCAACUCGUAAGAAUAAGAACACAAAACCCCGUCUUUCGCUUUACUCCAUUGAAUUCAGUUCCCAACUCGAAAACAGACAAAACGAUAGCGACAACGAUUUCGAUCAAGUACCUACCCCAGUCUCUCCUAAGCCAAUGACUCCCCGGAGGGUAAAACGGCGAAGUGUGAUGACUAGGGGAUCUUCAGGUCGACACAGCACUAGCAGUCAUCGGUCACAUACCAGAUCAUCGACAAGGUCAAGGAAAACAGCCCAGAAUCCAGUAACAAGAUUAUUAGAGCAGCAGCAAAAAAAGCCGUAUGAUAGUCCUUCUAGUCUUUCUCCAAUUGAGUCGCCGUUAUCAAAUUAUUACAUUUCUUCUAAUAAUAACUUAAUGGCUCAUCAGAACUGGCCCAUUAAUGCAGGUCAUACAAAUCCAAACUAUCAACAAUCUUCUCAGCAGAGCCUAAAUGAAACAGAAGAGCUGGAUGAUUUAUACAAUAAUAGACCUGCAUCUGUUAGAUCCAGUUAUUCCAAUUUUCAUGGUACAAGGGCCUUGAACUACUCGCCGCCAAAACAUUACCAUAGUCAUGCUACUCCUCAAGUACCUCAGAAAAGGGGACAAUCCAGUAGAAGCAGCAUGAGAUCUAUGGCAUUUUUGAACAACGGUCCUCCUGCUUAUACCUCCCAUGGUCAAAUUCCUGGAGACUCAGAAACGCCCAUGUAGGUAGGUACUCUUAUU
This is a messenger RNA of Diabrotica virgifera virgifera (western corn rootworm), 1554 nucleotides long. It is a transcript of the gene NKAIN, whose product is annotated as sodium/potassium-transporting ATPase subunit beta-1-interacting protein. The transcript is spliced from 6 exons. The record is from RefSeq and is a predicted model, not a curated record. NCBI's taxonomy places the organism in Eukaryota, Metazoa, Arthropoda, Insecta, Coleoptera, Chrysomelidae. Bases 325 to 1539 code for a protein of 404 amino acids. Gene Ontology annotation, biological process: regulation of sodium ion transport.